Messenger RNA from Scheffersomyces coipomensis, 3645 nucleotides. RefSeq names its product Try5p (gene TRY5). The transcript has a single exon. NCBI's taxonomy places the organism in Eukaryota, Fungi, Ascomycota, Pichiomycetes, Serinales, Debaryomycetaceae. Gene Ontology annotation, biological process: regulation of transcription by RNA polymerase II. The record is from RefSeq and is a predicted model, not a curated record. Gene Ontology annotation, cellular component: chromatin. Bases 430 to 3585 code for a protein of 1051 amino acids. Gene Ontology annotation, molecular function: DNA-binding transcription factor activity, RNA polymerase II-specific; RNA polymerase II cis-regulatory region sequence-specific DNA binding.
UAUUUUUAUUUUUUAUUUUUGACUUUGCGGGGUAUUUCCCUCAGUAGAAUCUCCAAUCUUGUAUGCAGACAUUUUUUUGUUUAAAUUUUUAAUUUUUGGCAGCAGCACCCUCCUUUUCCAGAACUGAUAUAUAAUAUGAACAAUUUCCGAAUUCGAAUUCGAUUUCGUGGUUGUUUUGAUUUUUUUUAAUUCUGUUUUGAAGUUUUGAAGAUUUGAUACGGCUAAGAAUUGUUCUAUAAGGUUCUUUCCAAUAUAUUCAAGUUUGAUCAAUAUUGACUAUUGAUCAAUUUAAUUCUCCUGCUCACAUCAAUCCUGUCAAAAGUUUAGGGAAGAAGGUAGAGGAGAUCGCUUUUUUUCCUACUCUCUCUAGCCCUAGCCCUCACAUUUUAACCAAAUUACUAUAUAGUACCAAUAAAUCAUAUAUCUCAAAUGGCAACUCAAAAGAAGUAUAUAUGUGCUUUCUGUGCAAGGGCAUUCACAAGAUCAGAACAUAAGCAACGUCAUGAGCGAUCUCAUACCAAUGAAAAACCAUUUCAUUGUUUGCAUUGUACGUCUUCAUUUGUAAGACGUGAUUUGUUGCAAAGACAUUGUCGUACUGUCCAUAAUAGUCAAUUGAAUCCUAAUACAUUACCAUCCAACAAAUCAUUGAAUAAUCCAACUAGUGUAUCAAGUUCAACUAUUAUUAGUGAUUUAACUGAUCCCAUUGAUGGAUCAAUUACCAAUAAUACUACCACCACUGCUAAUUCAAGUACUAGCAGCAGUAGUACUAAUAUUCAAAAGGCAAAUACUAAUGGUGCGGCUGGUCCCACCACUUUAUUAUCAAGUUCAGCUUCAACCAACUCUGUAUUGGAUGAUGAUUUAAGUGAUUCAAAUGAACCUUUAUCUCCAACCAACAACAAUUCUGUCAAUAAUAAUAAUGCCACUAAUGUUAUUAUGGGAUUAACACCCAUGACAACUCCAUUAUUGGAAUCCAUUCCAUUAAGUGUAUCUAAUUCAAGAAGUAAGAAAAGAAAGCGUUCAGCUGAUUCUGAUAAAUCCGAUUCUAAUCAUUUACGUUCUCCAACUCAACAAGCAACUGCUACACAAAUGACUACUUCCAGCUCCAGUAAUACAGUUUCAGCUAAUAAAGAUAUUAUUAAUCAUGAUUUGAUUCAUUUAUUAUCCAUAACAAAAAAGCUUCAAACUAUUCUUGUUAAGUUUGAUCCAAGUAAUGAAAAUAUUUCACUCAAUGAUCAUUUCCUUAUUGGUUAUAUCCAUUUAUUACAAUCAUCAUCAAAUUUUGUAGUAUUUGAUAAAAUUUUAAAAGAAUUAAUAUUCAAUUUAAACAGUUACACUAAUAGCAAAUCAAACUCCAACUUGAAACAACAAGGUGUUCAAUCACAAUCAUAUCAACAACAAGCAUCUAUUCAACACCAACAGCAACAACAAUUGUAUCCAAAUAACUUUAAAAUUGGUAUCAUCUAUUCAAUCAUUUCAAUGGGAUAUAUUAUAAACAAAAGAUAUGCUGAGUCCAUUUUAUACUUUAAGAAAUCAUGGAAUUUGUUAAUCAAAAAGUUAAUUCCAAGUUAUAAUAACAAUAAUAAUCUUUUAGAUCAAAUUGAAAUCCUUAAUAACUUGUACUUAUUGUCUUACAUUUACCUUGAAUAUAAUCUUGAAUCUUAUAACAAUAUUGAAAAUACCUUAGAAGAAGAUGAUACAUUUAUUAAUAAUGAUAUUAUACUAAAUUAUCUUAAUGAUAUCAGUUUCAUUAUCAUUUCAAAUUUAAAGGAUUUAACAACUUCUAAUGAAAACUUGAUUGAUUUGAAUAUAAAGUUAUUCUGGAAUAUUUAUAUCUUAAUUUCAAAUUAUUUAAAAUCAAAACCACCCAAGUUUUAUUCCUUCUUUUUGAAUAAACAUGUGAAGGGUAGUGAAACUUUAUUAUCAUUAAUGACAAAGUUUUCCAAGAAUUUCAUUAAUUUAGAAAACGAAUCUGACUUUUUAAAGAUGAUUAUUAUCUCCACUUUAUCCAAUGAGUUGAAGAAUUUCGAUAAUGCUGAAAAUUUCUUAAUCUUUAGCUCUAAGAAUUGUUUACAUAACUCCAUCAUUUUAAUCAAUAAAUCAAUCAACAUUCAUCAAGUAAAUCGUAAUCUGAUCCAAAUUGAUUCAUCUCAUCUCAAGUUAUUUGAAUUAUUCAAGAAGAAUAUCAUCAUCAGUUCCCCAUUGAAGUUUCAUGAAUUAUUAAACAAUUACUUAUUCAUCCCACAAAGUUACUUUAACUGGGAUUUAUUAAACUUGACUUUGCAAGAAAUCAACUUGAAUUAUCCUAUAAAUCAAACAUUACGUGAAUUUUUAUUAAAUCCUCAUAUUUUGAUUGAUGGUAAUAUUAAGAAUCUUUUUAAUUUCAAAUCCAAUCCUAUUGAUAUCAAUAACAACUUAAGUAUUAUAAGUUUUCCUAUUAUUUUCUUUAGUAAUUAUUUGAAUUUAGGUAUAAUUGAUUUCAAAAAGUUUAAUUUGAUCCAAAUCCAUAGUAUCUCCAUGUUCUUAUUUGAAUGGUAUUUAAUUAUGAUCAAGAUCUUGUUUAUUAUUUGGAAUAAUCAUGAUUUGUUCAAUAAUAAUUAUAUCUUGCAAAAUUUAGUAUACUUAUUAUUGGAUAAUAAAUCUGCCUUGAAUAAGAAAUUGAAUAUUGAGUCAACUUCAAUGUCAUCUACAUCUUCAAACAACUCACCAUCAUUAAGUCCACCAAUCAGAAAUUCAAAUUUAAUGUCCAAUAACAACAGUUUAAAGGAAAAUGAUGAAUUUUUAUUUAAUAAUAAUUGGUUUAUGAUCUUGAAAUAUAAGUUUACUACUAUUUUUGAUAAUUGGAUGACUUUUACUUUACAAGCCAUUCAAUCUAAAUAUGAUACGAACAACAAUAACAGUCAUAUCCUCAUCAAUAAUCUUUCAUUAUUAAAAGUUAAUGUAUAUAAAAUUACUAAUGAAAUAGUUCAACAAGAAUUAAUGAAGUUAAGUAAAGAAGAACAACCAUUAUCAAUCAAUCCAACUCCUCCAACUGAAGUAGCACCUUCAUCAUCUUCUUAUCUUGGACAACUUGAUAAUACUGGCUAUAACUAUAAUGACUACAAUGCCAAUAUUGGUGGCUAUAGAAGAUCCAAUUCGAUUACCAUUGGUGUAUUAGCUAAUUCUCAUGCUACAAAUACCAUAAAUAGUAAUAAUGAUAUUCAAAAUUCUCCAAUCAUUACUGGUGGUACCUCAUUUUCAAAUUCAAACAGUUCACAUAAUAUGAAUAAUUCCAAUGCUAACAAUAAUAAUGCUAACAGUUCUAAUAAAUUUAAUUAUUAUAGUUCCUACUCAACUUAUCCACCACCCCCACCAAUAUUAUCUUCAUCUUCAUUAUCCUUAAAUAAUUCUAAUACUCCAAGUAAUGAAAUGACCAAUAGUAACACUAUGAUGGGUCAAUCCAAUUCUACUGGAAGUGAUUUCUUAUUACCACCUAUCUUACCAAAGGGAAGUAGUGGAAUGAAGGUGAAUGACGAAGUUAAUACUAAUGACAUAAAUGAUGACGGUAAAACACUUAAAACUUUAAUACCUAAUGUAUUAAGAAAAUGAAACUAAAAGGGUAAAUUUAAAAAAAAAAAAAUAUAACGACAAUAUCAAGUUUAUGAAAUC